AUGGGGCUGUCGACAUUGAACUCGAGCAGCUUGAAAAAGCGGUGUCUGAAAAUGAUGAAAUACGACAGGAAACGUCGUGAGGGUUCUUCUGAGCAUCAGUACGCCAAUAAGAUGACGAGUGUCGAUCACAGGUCGAAAGCUGAGGCGUCGAGUGUGACAGAGUCCGUGGAUUUCCACGAGCAUCAGUGUCGUCUGCGGGCCAAUAACACUUGCCUCAGAUGUGUGGAAACAUUGGGAAUUGCACACAAUCAGCAGAAGCUGAAAUCGAAUAAAAGCAGGGCAGGAUCAUUAGCAGUGACGAUGAGUUCACGCCAGAAAGUGCCGAAAACAGCGGAGGAAUUUUGCGUGCGGCUGUUGGAUGAAAUUGUGCACAGCGUUGCAGUUCAGGCAGGUCUUGGAUUUUGCUCUCCUCGAAGGAUGCUCACAGGAAUCUGGGAAUACAUUUCCACCGAGUUCAACGCUGCCAACGGCUCUUUGCCUCUGACUGUCGCACAAUUGAAGGCGUUGUGGCAAAGGCAUCAAAUAAUCGGCAAAUCCAUUUUUGUCCAGCAGAAUCAAGAUGAGAUGGAAACUUCAGGGCAAUUAUUCCCUCGCCCUAAAAAAGUCAAUAAGAGCAGCAACAAGAGGCUGGUGAAAUCGUUGCACCGAAAGUCGUCGGAGAUGCAGGACAAAAUCGCAAGAGAUCCCGCAGCAUCAGCACCAGUAACUGACUCAUCAUCAUUAUCAUCAGCAGGACGGCAGCAGAAACUCAUUUCUCAUCACACGCAAACCAGGACCCAAUUACCUGCGAGACUCUGCGUUUACGACAACAAAAUGACGCGGAAGAUGUGCCACAAGGCUGUCGGAUGCGUGUUGGACCAGCAGCAGCAGGAAGCUGCUCAUCGUCACAAUAAUAGGGCAUCACCGCCGUCGCAUCAACGGGAUUCUGCAUUUCGAGACUCUCGCUCAUCGACUGCUGCUGCUGCUGCUGCUGCUGCUGCUGGACCCGGCGGAGAUGGUUUCAAUAAAGGGGCCUCUUGUCAAGUCAUGACGGAAACAGUGCCUGUGCCUGGCAAAGACUUAUUGGCAAUGCCAUCAUCAUCCCAGCAGCAGCAGGGUUUCGACAAGAAGACCCUUUCUCGCCAAGCCCUGUCAGCAGCUCAUCCCGUCGUCGUCGACGCCCUCGAUGAUAACCCGGAGCUGGUGUCGGAACGCUUGAAAAUGCUGUCGGCCAUCCACCAGUGGAGUGCAGAAGUGAUGCAGCAGCAGCAGGACCAACAGCGUCGACUGCUGCAGACUCACCACCAAGGAAAGCUGCAUCAUCAGAAUGACCAGCACCAGAAACAACAUCAUCAUCACCACCAUCAGAAACGUAGGGGUGGUGUCGAGCGAGGAAUCAGCAGCGACUACUUCGUCGAGUCCAGCACGCUCGACGUCGUCUACGCUGCUGCUGACGAUGAGAAGGAUGCAGAGUCCGUGCUGACACCACCACCACCAGUAGCAGCAGGAGGAGAAGCUGAUGCCCAACUCGUCGAUGUAAAUGCCAAUGUCAAUGUCGACCACCAGCACAGCAGCAUAAUGGUGAAUGACGUGGGGGCAGCCGACGACGACGACGACGACGAGGACGGGCAGAUCAGGGACGACACCAAUAAGGAAGAGAGCACGUGCAAUAAGUCCACGUUCUGGGAAAUUGACAGUACUUGCGCGGACUUGUCAUCGGCCAACUACUUGGGCUCUGCUGGUGCUGACCCGACCCAGCAGCACGUGCAGUACCUCAACUCCUUGCUCAGACUCGGCCGAUUCCGAGCUGGACUCGGCUUUAAAUCUGAAGUAUUUUAUUUUUGGGAUAACAAAAACUGGCGCAGUCGGUAG
This is a messenger RNA of Notodromas monacha, 1851 nucleotides long. NCBI's taxonomy places the organism in Eukaryota, Metazoa, Arthropoda, Ostracoda, Podocopida, Cyprididae. The record is from the annotation of a GenBank genome assembly.